AUGUCUCAAAGCAAAUUAAGCAAGCAACUCCCUCCUGCCGUCUCCUCGGAGUGCCCUGUCUGUUAUGAGUCAUUUCAGUCUCCAAAAGUGUCACGCCGGAUGUUGAGCUGUGGGCACACUUUUUGCCACGACUGCUUGGUCAAGUGUCUGCUGGCCUCACGGGAUGAAGGCCGGUUCCAGAACACUCUCACAUGCCCCGUGUGUCGCUUUGUGACUUUCCUCUGCAGGAAGAGAGCUUGCUGGCUAUCCAAGCCAGCCCUACACCCUCCGUCUCGGGAGCUACCACUGUCACCCUCUUCAUUGCCCUGUGGAGUAUUGCUAGGGCCAUCAAACACUUUAGUGAUGCCUAGCCGUUUCCUGACACCAUUCUGCAGUUAUGACAACCAGCAGAGUGUGCGUGGCUGCCCCGGCAUCGGGCAACCUGGUGGCUUGGAGCAGGAACCACACAUCUUCAUUAUCACGCAGUGCGGAAUGCCACUGAUUGAAGAGAACUUUAGUGCGGUAACUCAGAACAAUGACGUGGAAGCUCCAGGGUCAGUGGCGUCUUCAAGUUCACUGGGAAUAAAGAGCUGCUUCCAUUCACCAAUUAUGUUGGCAAUUUUCCUUAUUUCUGCUGUUGCUUUGUUGGGGGCUGUGCUUCCCUGGCUACUACUUGUGAGAGACAAUAAAUAA
This is a messenger RNA of Pogona vitticeps (central bearded dragon), 672 nucleotides long. It is a transcript of the gene RNF222, whose product is annotated as ring finger protein 222. Lineage: Eukaryota; Metazoa; Chordata; Lepidosauria; Squamata; Agamidae. The record is from RefSeq and is a predicted model, not a curated record.